UGUGGCGCGGCCUUUGUCUCUCGCCGCAGGAGCUCCGGGUCUCGUCUUCCCUUCUCCGUGUCCUGUGCUCUGCGCCUCUGUGGCCCUGCGACCUGAAGGUAUUGGGAGUCCCACAGCUAGGACGCCGGGAUCCCCUGGAACCCUAGAAAUGGAGACACUGACAUUUAGGGAUGUGGCCAUAGAAUUCUCUCUGGAGGAGUGGCAAUGCCUGAACCCUGCUCAGCAGAAUUUAUAUAGAAAUGUGAUGUUAGAGAACUACAGAAACCUGGUCUUCUUGGCAGGUAUUGCUGUCUCUAAGCAAAACACGAUCACCUGUCUGGUGCAAGGAAAAGAGCCCUGGAAUGUGAAGAGACAUGAGAUGGUGGCCAGACCCAACGCUAUGUGUUCUUAUUUUCCCAAAUACCUUUGGCCAGAGCAAGACAUAAAAGAUUCUUUUCAACAAGUGAUACUGAGAAGAUAUGGAAAAUGUGGACAUGAGAAUUUACAGUUAAGAAAAGGCUGUGAAAGUGUGGUGGAUGAAUGUAAGGUGCACAAAGAAGGUUAUAAUGAACUCAACCAGUGUUUGACAACUACCCAGAGCAAAAUAUUUCAAUGUGAUCAAUAUGUGAAAGUCUUUCAUAAAUUUUUAAAUUCAAAUAGACAUAAUAUAAUACAGACUAGAAAGAAACCUUUCAAAUGUGAAAAAUGUGACAAAUCAUUUUGCAUGCUUUUACACCUAAGUCAACAUCAAAGAGUUCAUACGGGGGAGAAUUUUUACCAAUGUGAAGAACAUGGCAAAGCCUCCAAGUGGUUCUCAGCCAUUACUGGUCACAAGAGAAUUCAUAUUGGAGAGAAACCCUUCAAAUGCAAAGAAUGUGGCAAAGCUUUUAAGCAUUCCUCAACCCUUAUUACACAUAAAAGAAUUCAUACUGGAGAGAAACCCUACAAGUGUAAAGAAUGUGGCAAAGCCUUUAAUGAGCCUUCAAACCUUACUACACAUAAGUUGAUUCAUACUGGAGAGAAACCCUACAAAUGUGAAGAAUGUGGCAAAGCCUUUAACCAGUCCCCACUACUUACUGCACAUAGGAUAAUUCAUACCGGAGAGAAACCUUACAAAUGUGAAGAAUGUGGCAAAGGCUUUAACUGGUCCUCAACCCUUACUAAACAUAAAAGAAUUCAUACUGGAGAGAAACCCUACAAAUGUGAAGAAUGUGGCAAAGCCUUCAAUGAGUCUUCAAACCUUAGUACACAUAAGAUGAUUCAUACCGGAGAGAAACCCUACAAAUGUGAAGAGUGUGGCAAAGCUUUUAAUCGGUCUUCAAUCCUUACUACACAUAAGAGAAUUCACACUGGAGAGAAACCCUAUAAAUGUGAAGACUGUGGCAAAGCUUUUAAUCGGUCCUCAAACCUUACUAAACAUAAGAUAAUUCAUACUGGAGAGAAACCUUACAAAUGUGAAGAAUGUGGCAAAGCUUUUAAUCGGUCUUCAAUCCUUACUGCACAUAAGAAAAUUCACACUCGAGGGAAACCCUACAAAUGUGAAGACUGUGGCAAAGCUUUUAAACGGUCCUCAACUCUCACUAAACAUAAGAUAAUUCAUACUGGAGAGAAACCUUACAAAUGUGAAGAAUGUGGCAAAGCUUUUAAUCGGUCCUCAAUCCUUACUACACAUAAGAAAAUUCACACUCAAGGGAAACCCUACAAAUGUGAAGACUGUGGCAAAGCUUUUAACCGGUCCUCAAACCUUAUUAAACAUAAGAUAAUUCAUACUGGAGAGAAACCUUACAAAUGUGAAGACUGUGGUAAAGCCUUUAACCAAUCAUCAACGCUUACUAAACAUAGGAAAAUUCAUACUAGAAAGAAACCUUACAACUAUGAAGAAUGUGGCAAUGCUUUUAGUCCUUGAACCUUAUUAAACAAAUAAUUCAUACUGGAGAGAAACUCUACAAAUGUGAAGAAUGUGGCAAAGCUUUUAACCAGUUCUCAAGUCUUACUAAGUAUUAAAUUCAUACUGUACAG
Saimiri boliviensis boliviensis (Bolivian squirrel monkey) is the source of this 1998-nucleotide messenger RNA. RefSeq lists its product as uncharacterized. Gene Ontology annotation, molecular function: DNA-binding transcription factor activity, RNA polymerase II-specific; RNA polymerase II cis-regulatory region sequence-specific DNA binding. Gene Ontology annotation, biological process: regulation of DNA-templated transcription. NCBI's taxonomy places the organism in Eukaryota, Metazoa, Chordata, Mammalia, Primates, Cebidae. The record is from RefSeq and is a predicted model, not a curated record.